This is a messenger RNA of Dictyostelium discoideum AX4, 1323 nucleotides long. RefSeq names its product actin-like protein 6A (gene arpD). The coding region runs from base 1 to 1323 and encodes 440 amino acids. The record is from RefSeq and is a predicted model, not a curated record. NCBI's taxonomy places the organism in Eukaryota, Evosea, Eumycetozoa, Dictyosteliales, Dictyosteliaceae. The transcript is spliced from 5 exons. Gene Ontology annotation, cellular component: cytoskeleton.
AUGUACAGUGGUGAUGAUGUAUCAGCAAUCGUUAUUGAUGUUGGAACCUUUUCAACAAAAGGUGGUUAUGCUGGUGAAGAUUCACCAAAAGCAGUAUUUCCAACUGAUAUAGGUGUUGUAUAUAAAAACGAGAAUGAAACAGUUGGAACAGGUGAUUCUGAAAUGGGUGAAAAAGAUGAUUCAGAACCAAAGAGAACUUAUUAUUGUGGUACAAAUGGUAUCACUUAUAGAAGACCACAUAUGGAGAUCAUUAAUCCUUUAUCCGAUGGUUUAAUUAAAAAUUGGGAUGCGAUGGAACAAAUUUGGAAUCAUACUUUCUAUGAAAGAUUACAUAUCAACCCAAUUGAACAUCCAAUAUUAUUAGCAGAACCAACAUAUAAUACAAGAGCAAUUAGAGAGAAAGUAACAGAGAUUAUGUUUGAAAAAUAUCAUGCACCAGCAUUAUUCAUUGCAAAGAAUGCUGUUUUAUCUUCAUUUGCAAGUUCAAAAGCAUCUUCAUUAGUAUUAGAUUCUGGUGGUGGUAUGACUUCUGUCACACCUGUAUUUGAAGGUUUUGUUGUUAAAAAUGGUAUUGUAAAAUCAAAUUUAGCAGGUAAUAGAUUAACAGAAGAAUAUUAUAGAAUUUUAUCUAGUAAAAAUAUUACAGUCAAUCCAAUUAAUUUAAUUAAAAAAGUAGAGAUUAAAACUGGUGAAUUUGGUAUUACACCAUACAAUAUACCAACACUCACUGAAUCUUAUAAAAGAUAUGUUACAUUAGAAACUAUUAGAGAUUUAAAAGAAACUUCUUGUAGAGUUUCUGAUACAAAGGAUUUAGGUGAAGAUAUAAAUAUAGCACAAGUACCAUAUGAAUUGCCAGAUGGUAAUUUAUUAGAGAUUGGUUCAGAUAGAUUUCAAAUUCCUGAAUUAUUAUUUAAUCCAACACCAUUGAAUGAACAAAUUUUAAAUAACAAUAAUAAUAAUAGCAAUGGUGAGAAUACAACAACAUCAUCAGUUGUUCAACAACCACAAUAUCAAGGAUUAGGAAGAAUGAUUAUAGAAUCAUUAGAGAAAAGUGAUACAGAUAUUCGUAAAGAAUUAAUAAGUAAUUUAAUUAUAACUGGUGGUAAUACAUUAUUUGCAGGUUUCCAAGAAAGAUUAGUUAGAGACAUUUCUGAAAUCUCUUAUAAUAAACCAAAAAUCGUUGCAAAUCAAACUGAAAAAAAGAAUUCAGUUUGGAUUGGUGGUUCUGUUCUUGGUUCAUUAGGUACUUUUCAACAAAUGUGGAUGUCAAAAUCUGAAUGGGAAGAAUUUGGUCGUCCAUUAGUUGAAAAGAAAUGUCCAUAA